CGUAGGUAGAUUGCCUGACAAAUUGCACAGAUAAACCCAGUACAGAAGAAAAGGAGGGAUAGAGAUAGAGAUAACACAUAUUAGGAUAAUGAAGUACAGUAAAGUAGGAUAGUGUUGUGACUGAAGGAGCAACAGGCGAUUGUGAUAGCCAGGACAGAGCAGCCAACCCUGGGAAGAUGCUGUGAGGACUCAGGACUAGAGCCAAGUGAUGGAGGUUGAGAGAGCCAGCAGGCGGACACGAUUGGUCAGAAUGGAGGAUCAGGACAGAAUGAGCCAAGCCUCAAGUGUUGUCACAAUCUCCUCUUUCCCUGUCAGAAGCAAGGACGGUGAUGACAGGGUACACACGUUCGGGAAGAGAUGUAGGGCAGCUAAGAGAGACCCCAACUGCCCCGUGGUGAUCAGGGGUUGGCUCAAUAAGAAGGACAGCUCUGGGCUGAAACUGUGGAAAAGAAGAUGGUUUGUCCUGUCUAACUACUGUCUGUUCUACUACAAAGGCAAAUAG
Messenger RNA from Coregonus clupeaformis (lake whitefish), 502 nucleotides. RefSeq names its product pleckstrin homology domain-containing family A member 4-like. The record is from RefSeq and is a predicted model, not a curated record. The transcript is spliced from 5 exons. Lineage: Eukaryota; Metazoa; Chordata; Actinopteri; Salmoniformes; Salmonidae. Bases 209 to 502 code for a protein of 97 amino acids.